AUGGACUCCCUCGAGGCAAGAUUGCAAUUUAUUCAAGUGUUGAAAAACCUACAAAAGAGUCUGAACACAAUAGAUAACAAUACCACCUCCAUUGAAAAUUCACAAUCACCCAUCUCAAACUCAGGUUCUAUAACGGAUCCUGUCCAAUUCUACCUCAGAAACUAUCGUCACCAUUAUGAAGAUUUCCAUCAAUGCCUUUUUGACACGACGACAAAGAUGAACUCGUUAGAUAGAUUGAAUGUCAUGAUUUAUUAUUCCAAGAUUAUACUGGCAUUGAAGGCACACCCUGAUGAAUUCAAUAGGAAAGUCCUCUACGACACUUUAUUACCUUCUCUAUGUGAUUUAAUUGAAUUGAUAUUACCUGUUAAUGAUUGGAAAGCAAUAACAAAUUUAAAAGUGUGCAUUGAUAUAUUUAAUUCUUUGAAGGAACAAUUCAUAGAUGUGGGAAAUGAAAUGUUAUCAGAGAGUAUUCCGGACACAACUGAUGAAAACGUGGACACAACUUCAUGGUAUACUAUCAAAACACCAGCGACUGAUUAUAAAGAUUCUUUUCUUAAUUCUCAAUUAAUAAUAUCGGAUAGAAAGACAAAAAAGGAAUUGUUCUUUAAAAAUUACUUGAUGGAUGGUAUUUCCAAAGUUGAUACAAAUCUUGAAAAACUUGACAAUAAUAAUGUACUGACAACUACUAUAUUACACAGAAUGGAAAAUGAUAGAGAAAGGCAUAAGAGGAUGAAGGAGCAACGAUGGAUCAUUGAAAGAGGAAAUCAACUUAACAAGAAGACAAUUCUCGAUGAGCAAGAGUUCAAACUAUUGUGGGAAAAUCAAGAUAAUAAUACAUUGACGACUGAUGAUAUCAAGAACGUUAAAGAAAUGAAUCUAAUAGCAAAUCAAGGUUAUAUGCUUGAAUAG
Naumovozyma castellii is the source of this 909-nucleotide messenger RNA. It is a transcript of the gene CTK3, whose product is annotated as Ctk3p. The coding region runs from base 1 to 909 and encodes 302 amino acids. The transcript has a single exon. Lineage: Eukaryota; Fungi; Ascomycota; Saccharomycetes; Saccharomycetales; Saccharomycetaceae. The record is from RefSeq and is a predicted model, not a curated record.